AAAAUGCUCAUUUCACAGAAGAAAUAUUUUGCUUUUCGGAAGAAGAGCCCAACAAAGCGGCCCUGUUUCUUUUCAGCAAGAAAAGUAAAAAAAAAUCUUCCAAACCGACGAUGUACGCCAGGACAAACACAGGCAGCACACAUGGAGAUUUUCAGGACAGAAAUGGAGUGAACUACGUUUCGUCGACAGAGUCCUUCGGCCACUGCUCUCAAUUGUUCUGGAAAAAGGACCCGAACGAUUCUGGACCAAGUUCCACCAUCAGCUGGUGUGACCAGCUGCCUCCGUCCUCUGCGGCCCUUUCUAGCUCCAGUCUCUCCUCAGCGUCACUUUCUAGCUCCAGUCUCUCCAUGGAGUCCCGAGCACCCGCGCCUCCGCCCCCGCCGCCUAGUACGACGGCGUCAGACGACAUGGAGUCAGACGAGAGGCCGUACGUCUGCGACCUGUGUAACUGCGCCUACAAACACGCCAGCUCUCUUCUCAACCACAAACUCACCCACAAGACUGGAGACUUCAAGUGCGACUUCUGCAGCAAGCCCUACACCAACUACAUGUCGCUACGCAACCACAUGCGAAUCCACGGUCAGAAACGCUACAUGUGCGACCUCUGUGGGAAGGCGUUCCGGCUGGCGCGAUACCUGCGGAACCACCAGAGGAUACACGACGACGGGCCCAACCGCUUCGACUGUCCGUCCUGCUGCAAGAGCUACCGCACCAUGCUGGAGCUGGCCCAGCAUCGCUGCAGCGCCGCUGCCUCCAACCAGAACCGGUUCAACUGCCCGUCCUGCUUUAAGAGCUACAGAACCAUGCUGGACCUGGCCCAGCACCGCUGCAGCGCCGCGGCCAAAAACCAGACUGGCAAUCGCCGCUCCAAUUUCUCUGCCACUCCGCGCCGCCAGCAGCAUCAGAACAACAGCACUAACUCCAUGAUGCAGCCGCCGCACGGAGCACACAGCCAGCAGGAGGCGCUCCCUUCCCACUGUGUGGCAGCCAUGUCCCAGGGCGGGCCGGGGGCCAGCCAGCCGGUGGCGGAUCCUCACCAGGGCCGGCCCAGCUCCGUGUCCUCUCAGAGCAGCCAGCAGAGCAUGAGGAGCUCCUCCAGCAACAAGCACGUCCCCCCCCCCAGCGCCGCCCCCUCCUCCUCCUACUCCCUGCUCCAGCCCCUGGUGCCUGAGGUAAAGGAGAUGAACUCGGGAUACACUAGACUGAGCGCCAACCCCAUGAAGCACCAGGACACUUUCUCCCUGGCCCCCCAGCGGCCCCUCCCCACCAUCAACCCCAUAGGCCACUCUCUCCAUCCGAACGGCGCUCCCUCGCUCAAGCCUCCCCCCGUGCCACGGACCAUCCAGGCCAUGCCCUGGGAGCAGCGCUCCCUCUACAAUCAGUGAGACUCCUGACAGCCAAGCACUUCCUGUCGUCACCUCGGCCACCCAACAACACAGCCUCUUCUUCCACCCUGCCCCUUUCACAUCCAGCGUCCGACAUCCGGGAUGGAGGACGGAGGACUCCCGAACGGCCCGCCGCUUUCCGAACCUCUCCUUUUGGAAUGCUGUGUGUGGGAAUGGGGAAGGGCACUGUUGAGAACUAGUUGAGAUUGAUUUCUGAGUAGUUAGGUUGAAAACAAUGUGUUGCCUUGACCCUCAUGUAUGAUCUAUGCCAUGUACUGGAUAGAAGUUAAACUGUCUCCACCCUGACUCGCCCUGUUGGUAAGAAUUUAUCCCCCGUCCUUCUCUCCCCCAUAGUUAUGAAAAUAUCUAUCCUUCCCGUUAUGAAUAGUGCUCCCACACCCUCGCCCUUAUGUUGAAGAAAAUAAAAAGUCUUUUUUUUUUUUUUUUUUUUUCUUUUUUUUUUAUCUGGAGCCAAUUGCAAAUCUGGAACAAGAACCAAGUUGUUGUUAAAUGUUACAACAUUUUUUUUUCCCACCGGUCCAAUAUCUGUAUCUUUGUUGAAUGCAGUUUCUUCAAAAAAAAAAAAAAGGGGGAAAUGUUUCCCCCCCCCGUCUAACCUUUGACCUGCUGGGAAGAGAGUGUUGUGUAUAUUGUGCAUCAGGAGGUGUCGCCCCUCAGCACUCGCCUGUCACGUCCAAGCACAAAGGAGCAGCUGAAGACGUCUGCACUGGGAAUGACCUCUGUGUCCCGACCUGACUGUUACAGGGUCCAGCACCGUCGGCCUGCAGCCUCUGCAGUGAGAGACGGAGGUCGGCUCCUGAUUCAGAACCGACCAAGACUGAGCUCAGCAACACAGCCAAAACCCACUUUUCAACUUUAAAGUUAGUCUUUGUAUUUAUAAAAAAAAAUAAAGUAAGAAUAAUUUUGUUUUAAUAAAAUCAUGCGUGCGUCUCACUAUUCCCAGGAUGGAAUAAUAACUAGGUCUCAGUAAGCAGCCAAUCACGAUUGACUUACGUUAACUUUAGAGUAUUUUGUAAACUGUUGAAUUUGAAUAACGAUUCAUUCAUGGAUCCAGCAUGUAGUUAGUUUAUCUUGCUAACUUGACGGUUGUUGAAAUACCCACAAUUCUACUGUCAUUGUCUUUCCUCUUUUUAAAGUUGUUUCUGUUUUUAUUCCUGACAUGUUUUCAUUGUUGCUUUCUCUCUCCUUGUAAAGUGUCUUUGAGUAUUUAGAAAAGUGCUAUACAAAUAAAAAUGUUUUAUUAUUAUCA
Gambusia affinis (western mosquitofish) is the source of this 2655-nucleotide messenger RNA. Its product is annotated as zinc finger protein 646-like. Gene Ontology annotation, molecular function: DNA-binding transcription factor activity, RNA polymerase II-specific; RNA polymerase II cis-regulatory region sequence-specific DNA binding. The record is from RefSeq and is a predicted model, not a curated record. Lineage: Eukaryota; Metazoa; Chordata; Actinopteri; Cyprinodontiformes; Poeciliidae. Bases 111 to 1385 code for a protein of 424 amino acids. The transcript is spliced from 7 exons. Gene Ontology annotation, biological process: regulation of transcription by RNA polymerase II. Gene Ontology annotation, cellular component: nucleus.